Molecule: messenger RNA, 1155 nt
Organism: Suhomyces tanzawaensis NRRL Y-17324
Lineage: Eukaryota; Fungi; Ascomycota; Pichiomycetes; Serinales; Debaryomycetaceae
Exons: 2
Source: RefSeq, a predicted model, not a curated record
AUGAUUGGCAUUGCCGACAUCCUCAACGGCCCAGAAGGCCCAGAGGUCCGUGACCGCAGAAACCGUACAAGUUCGUCCACAAGCUCCACCACGCCAACGUCCAGCACGAGCUCUGCCAGCCUCACUCCCACGACGGCCUCCACACCGUCCUCCCAUCUCCUUCAUGCUCCCGACCAUUUGCCGCCCAGGUCGCGCAUCAACUCCCGCUUGCUCGCACAAAGGAAGUUUGUCAAGCUCGCCAUCCGCAGAAAGUCGCACUCCAAGAAGCCGUUAGCUGAACUGCCGCACCCGCCCCGCGGCGCCAACUCGAAGCUCCACGUCAAGUCGUUGGAGGCAGGCCUCAAGGUCAAGUUGUCGCUUGCAACCAACCUCUUGAGCCUCUACCACUCGCUCAUCCCCUUCACCAACAAGAAGGAGAUCUUGUCGAUCUACCGCAAUACCCUGGCUGAGGCCUACGAAGGGUUGCGCGGAGGCCAUGCACACUCAGGUGCAAAAAAGGCCAUUGUGUCCAAGAGCGUCAAGCUCAUCGACAACAACCUCGUGGACCUCUCGGGGUUCUCCAACAAGAUCCUCCAGACGUUCAACCUCGUGAGUUCGGCAGCGCCUGCCCUGGAGACGCCAGGCGCACGCCCCGAGCCGUUCUUGACCACGUUCAACUCGUUGGAUACCGCCAUCCACACCCUCUUUGGCAUCCGGGACUACUCGAUCAUCCGGGUCACUCGCUCCACCACCGACGACGCCGACGGCCUGGUGGUGCUCAAGCUCGAAACCGCGCAUAGCGGUGACGUGCGGUUGAUCGACGACGCCAAUUUCAUGGACGAGAUGGUCUACCUGCUCGGCACGCGUGGAAGCGUUCCGCUGAACCUCUUCAUCAAGAAGAUUGUGGCCAGGCCGCGCUACAAGAGCGACAUGAAGAUCUACUUGAUCCCCCAGAAGGUCAACUGUGUGUUGUACACCGACGAGCGUAUGUUCGAGCGCGAUUUGCUCAACGGCAUUGUUGAGCUCAACGACGACGAAGAUGAGGCCUGCUUGACGGCGCCAGCCACUACAGGCAUGCCGCGCGACGUGUUUGUGACCUUCCCAUACGGCCACAUUGUGCGGGAGUACAAGAGCUUGCUUGCGCAGUCCCAGCAAUACGAACAGGAACAGGUGAAG